GUUUUAACAAUACCGCUCAGCUGGUUCGUAUGAAGACUGUAAAUACAUUUUUUAAUUUAAAUUUUAAAUAUAAAGCGGUCAAUUAUAGUAAUUUCAAUUGCGAAAUGGGUCGUUGUUUUGUUGGGGAAAUCGCAAUACCAGCAAACCAAGUAAAUCUGGAGGUUUCGUUAGUUGGCGGACAAAGCUUUCGAUGGCGGAAAGUCGAUACGACUGAUUCCAAAUUGCCGCACUUACACGGCAUUGCAUACAACGCCUACUGGGAGCUAAGCCAAAGUACCGCGGCUAUUUCCUAUAAAGUUUAUCCUGCGCCAGAUUUGCCGGAAAUGAAAGCUAACUAUUAUGGGGACUUGUUGCGACGUUACUUCCGUCUUGAUUUUGAUUUAAACGAAAAUUUAAAUAAAUGGCGCGCAGCACAUGAACAUUUUGCAACUAUAACGCCACAUAUGAAGGCGGUGCGUGUGCUGGAUCAAGAGCCGCUUGAAAAUAUUUUGUCAUUCAUAUGUAGUCAAAAUAAUCACAUUAAAAGAAUUUCAGCGAUGAUCGACUGGUUUUGUUCAAAAUAUGGCUUACGUAUUGGAAAAUUUAAUGAACGGGAAGAGUUUACCUUUCCUACCUUAGCGGUUUUGGAAGAAAAUCAAAAAGAGCUGGAACUCAACUUGCGUGAAGCCAAAUUCGGUUAUCGUGCAAAAUUCAUCGCUCAGACUGUCGCGAAAAUCAUUGAUUUCGGCGGCAAGGCAUGGUUUGACAAACUACGUGAAAUGUCCUAUGCAGAUGCACGACAGGAACUCGUACGUUUACCUGGUAUCGGUUAUAAAGUUGCCGAUUGUAUUUGCCUUAUGUCGCUGGGCCAUCUGGAAGCGGUGCCAAUCGAUACGCAUAUUUAUAAAAUUGCACAAAACGUGUAUAUGCCCAAAGAGUUGGCGAAAGUGAAAACAGUGACACCGCGUAUUUAUGAGGAAAUAGCAAAUCAUUUACGCAACAUUUACGGACCGUAUGCUGGUUGGGCCCAAGCUGUGCUAUUUUGUGCCGAUUUGCAACAAUUUCAAACAACAAAGGAGUCAGCUAAAAAAUCGACCAGAGAAGAUAAGGAGAAAUCGGAGAGUUGCGGCAGUGCUAAACCGAAAAAGAAACGAAAAUGAAAGGCUAUAUCUUGCUGCAUGUUCGUUUUUUGUUUUUCUAAAUAAAUAUAUGUAAUUUUUUUUAUUGUUUAUUGUAUUUCACGUUGUUGUUUCGUAACAAAGUAAAUUUCCUUAACUUUUUAAAAUUAA
Messenger RNA from Ceratitis capitata (Mediterranean fruit fly), 1268 nucleotides. It is a transcript of the gene Ogg1, whose product is annotated as N-glycosylase/DNA lyase. Gene Ontology annotation, biological process: base-excision repair; base-excision repair, AP site formation; nucleotide-excision repair. Gene Ontology annotation, cellular component: nucleus. The coding region runs from base 30 to 1139 and encodes 369 amino acids. Gene Ontology annotation, molecular function: damaged DNA binding; 8-oxo-7,8-dihydroguanine DNA N-glycosylase activity. Lineage: Eukaryota; Metazoa; Arthropoda; Insecta; Diptera; Tephritidae. The transcript is spliced from 4 exons. The record is from RefSeq and is a predicted model, not a curated record.